This is a messenger RNA of Lepus europaeus (European hare), 945 nucleotides long. RefSeq names its product secreted phosphoprotein 2 (gene SPP2). Bases 196 to 822 code for a protein of 208 amino acids. The record is from RefSeq and is a predicted model, not a curated record. Lineage: Eukaryota; Metazoa; Chordata; Mammalia; Lagomorpha; Leporidae. Gene Ontology annotation, biological process: bone remodeling. Gene Ontology annotation, cellular component: extracellular region. The transcript is spliced from 8 exons.
GGCCUCACGCUGGAGCCCUUCCACCAAAGUCAGCAGUAAACAUUGGCCCCAGGAUCAAUCGCUUCUGUGUAGGCCACAGGUUCUGCGAUCAGAGAGCAAGCAGCGCGGCCACGUUGCACCGGGCUGGUGGCUCCCGGGAAGAGCUGUCAUCCCCGAGUCCCCUCGGAGACAAGUCCCCUGGCCCCGAUCGGAAAGAUGCUGUCCGGCACGGAGAGGGUGGUGAUGAGGGUGCUGCUUGUGUUUGCUCUCGGAGCGGACCUCUGGUCCUGCGCAGGCUUCCCUGUGUACGACUACGACCCUGCCUCCCUCCGGGAAGCCCUCAGGGCCUCCGUGGCCAAGGUGAACUCCCAGUCGCUGAGUCCGUACCUGCUCCGGGCGUUCAGGAGCUCGCUGAGAAGAGUCAACGCCUUGGACGAGGACACUGUGGUCAUGAAUUUGGAGUUCAGCCUGCGAGAGACCACGUGCAGGGCGGAUUCUGGAGGAGAUCCUUCCUCGUGCGCCUUCCAAAGGGGCUACUAUGUGCCAACAGUCACGUGCAGGAGCACAGUGCAGAUGUCUGCAGAGCAGGUGCAGGGCGUGUGGGCUCGCUGCCACUGGUCCUCCAUGUCCGACUCUGACAGCAGUGAAGAGAUGAUUUUUGGAGACAUGGUGCGAGCCUACACGUGGAGAAAUGAGUAUCCGCUUGGCCUCACCCGUGAUGAGCCCAGGAGCGAGCGCUUAUAUGAUCCGUCGCUCGAAACCGUGAGAAGGACUUUUCCUCCUGGAAAUGGAAGGUUCCCGAACUACCAGCGCAGAGCAAGAAUAAGCACUGUCUUUGAGUGAUGGCCUUGAGGAAGGCCCACGGGCGGAAAACAAGUUCCAGUGGAGAAAGACACUUUAGGAACCAUGUAAUUUCGUUUCUCAUCAGUUCCAGUCUGUAAUAAAGGCCUUUCUUUUCCUGCAAAA